Molecule: messenger RNA, 2336 nt
Organism: Larimichthys crocea (large yellow croaker)
Lineage: Eukaryota; Metazoa; Chordata; Actinopteri; Sciaenidae
Product: RILP-like protein 1
Exons: 9
Coding region: 150-1574 (474 amino acids)
Biological process (GO): cilium assembly
Cellular component (GO): cytoplasm; ciliary basal body
Molecular function (GO): protein dimerization activity; dynein light intermediate chain binding; small GTPase binding
Source: RefSeq, a predicted model, not a curated record
CAGGAGAAGGAGAAGGAGGGAGUCACUCCAGCUUUGAACUUGGCUGGAAGACGGCUGGAUUCAGCUUGAAGGGGAACUUUUUAAUGGUUUCUACUGUAGAAGUAAAUGUGAGUCUGCUCGGUGUGUCGGAGGACAGAGAGAUAUGCUGAAUGUCGGACGUGUCAUUAAAGCAGAGGACACGCGUGGAAACCUCCGUCAUGUCGGCGCUGGACAGACCCGCGGCGGAGCUGACCGCCGUGGAUGUGUACGACAUAGCGGCGGUGCUCGGGCAGGAGUUUGAGCGGAUCAUCGACAGGUUCGGCUGCGAGUCUCUAGUCGGUGUGGUGCCCAAAGUGGUGCGGGUGCUGGAGCUGCUGGAGGCCCUGGUGAGCCGCGGAGCCGCCAGACAGGAGGCCGAGGAGCUGCGGAGGGAGCUGGAUAGGCUGAGACAGGAGAGGAGCGACAGGUACAAGCAGGAGAGGAAGCACCAGAAGGAGUUGGAGCUGGUGGAAGAUGUGUGGAGAGGAGAAAUUCAGGACCUGCUCUCUCAAAUCGCUCAACUUCAGGCAGAGAACAAGAAGCUGUUAGUGAGCCUCCCACUCAAAGAGUCCCCCGUCACAGAGGAAGACCUGCAGAAACAGGAAGGAUUCUCAGAGAAGGAGAGGCAGGUGAUGAAGAAGCUGCAAGACUUAGUGGAUAAGCAAAGGGAUGAAAUCCGAGCUAAAGACCAUGAGCUGACACUAAAAAAUGAGGAUGUCGAGGCGCUCCAGAUGCAGCAGCAUCGGCUGAUACGAAUCAAUCAGGACCUUCGGCACAGGAUAGGAGUUACAGAGGCUCAGGGAAAGGCGCUGAUCCAGCAGAGGGCUGAACUGGAAGCUGCAGCACAGGUACAUCAGCAGGAGCUGGGGGCUCUGCAGACAGAGGUCACAAGGCUGAGAAAGGAGCUCCGGGGGUAUGAACUGGAGAGAGAGGUCAUUAACAUAGAAGAAACCUCUCUUAGCACAUCUGGAAUAUCACAUACGCCACCACAGAUAACGUCCUCGCCAGUAGCAGCACCAUCCAACUCCACCAGCAAACCGAAGUCAGUGUGGGUGGAGUGUGGAGGAGACCCUGACUUCCUGGCAAACUGCUUUGAGCGUGACAAGUGUCCUUCCCCUCUCCCAAGGUCUUCAAACGGAGAAAAGGUGGAAGAGGAUGAGGAGGAGGAGGAAGAGACUGCAGCAUUGUUUCUGAACGUGUCAACUGAUGGAGAGCCAGAGGAGGAGGCAGACAGCCUGGAGGAAGAGUCGGACAAACCUCGCUUCACCCUGCAGGAGCUGCGGGACGUCCUGCAGGAGAGGAAUGAACUCAAGGCUCAAGUGUUUGUGCUACAGGAAGAGCUGGCGUAUUACAAAAGUGACGAGUUUGAGGAGUUUGAGGACGUCAGCUCAGUGUUUUGUACUUCAUCUCCUCCAACAUGCUCCAGCUCUACUGAUCAGCCUGAAUCAGGAAUUAGACGCCUGAUCUUCACUGCCAUAAUGCCGAUGGUGGCAGCCGGUUUGAUUGUAGACGACCCCACGUUGUUGCCAAUCAGAAGACUUGUUUCCUUCGUAUGACCUUGAGUUUAAAUUCUUAUUUUAAGAUUUUAUUUCUCCCAACACAGUUUGUUAAUAGAUUUAUUUACAAAAAAAUGGUUUAAGGGCUACAUUACUUAAACUUGAAUCUGUGAUGAAUGAACAACUGUUUUCAUUACUGGUGACUGCUUUUACAAUGCAUUUUAGCUAACUUAGUAUUUAAAAUGUGAGACAAAUGGUCAAAUUUGGGCACUCUCACGUGUAUUUAUGAGUUCCUAGGCUCCAUAAUAAGCUGUGCUUUAUUAGUUGUGAUGCUGCUGUAAUGUCAAAUAGCUUUGCACCCAUGUUUCUGUUUUCAGUUGCCAAAAUGGUGUUACUGCGCUACAUAGUGUGCAGAAUUUGCUUACCAGUUUGACAAGUAGCGCCGGUAAUACUGGAAUAUUCUCCUGAGUAUGAAUUAAGUUGAGCACUUUUAAGUUCUCAAGCAGUCUCUUAUGUAAUUUAUGUUUUCGUGAUAAAAUAUCUGUUUCCAAGGCGCAGUGUUUCCUCUGAUUUCCCACCAAGAGACAUAUUGAGAUCAGCACCAGCAGUAAAUUUCCCACUGAAUGAUGAAAAGAGGAUGUUACUGUAUACUUGCAACACUAAAGUCUAGCACCACACUCUGUGGUUAAACUGGUACAAUCAUGCUGGUGAAAAACCACCAGAAGAAAUCUAUUCCAACAAGAUAAUGAGUACUGUAAAAAUGUGUCAUGCAUCUGAAAAAUCAUGCUUGUUCAUUAUAAAGUAAUAAAGUUUUAUUUUUCA